CCGACACUUUGAGGGCCGCAUCUCUUCGAUAUAAGUAUCGUGCGUUAUGCCGCGCGGCUCACUCUAGUCUACAAUAAGCAGACAUGAUUUCACGACAGAUCACCAUUUUACUUUGUGCUCUGUUUGCACUGAUAGCGCUUACACUUGCGAUACCUGAUAGCGCUGGACAACCACCACUUCCCGGACCAGGCCUUUCUUAUGGUGGCAUCCCCUACGGCAGUAUGAGUGGUAACGUGGCAGAAUAUUUUAAACGACAAGCGCCAUCUUUCGGCAGAGGAAGAAUACUAAGCGCUGCGUCUCACGAUGUCGACUACGCGCCAAUCGAACAAUGGCUAUGAUUUCAUAAAUCUUAUUAGCUGUUUGAAUAUAAUUAAUGAAAAAUGUCCUCAGUUUGUAAACAUUUUGUUGGCUUAGUUUUUUACAUUUUAUGUGAUUAAAAGAGAAAGAAUUAAGACCUUGAAAUUGGCGGUAUUACAAUUACAACUACAUAGUCUUGUUUAGCGCCACAAGAUGGCGUUGAAUCCUAAUUUAUGAAAAAAGUUUUAAAAUAACUCUUGAUAUUGUAAAAAAAAAUUAAAAUACAUUAAAUUUAUCCAAGGACACCAGAUUUCUGCGAAAACAAACAGUGUAUAAAUAACUUAAGGGUUUAGAUAUUUAUUUUAGUUAAUUGUUUAGUUAGUACUGUCACAAAUAAAAUAAGUUACCAAC
Molecule: messenger RNA, 708 nt
Organism: Papilio polytes (common Mormon)
Lineage: Eukaryota; Metazoa; Arthropoda; Insecta; Lepidoptera; Papilionidae
Exons: 3
Coding region: 84-338 (84 amino acids)
Source: RefSeq, a predicted model, not a curated record